Molecule: messenger RNA, 627 nt
Organism: Linepithema humile (Argentine ant)
Lineage: Eukaryota; Metazoa; Arthropoda; Insecta; Hymenoptera; Formicidae
Source: RefSeq, a predicted model, not a curated record
AUGCUGUUAGGAUAUAUUAAAUAUGUUUGUGGAAUGUUUAGCAUUGCUAGUUAUCGUAUUGAGCAAGCAAUGAUGAGCAAUAUGCUGAGAAAUUCUACCUUCAGAAAAAAUAUUAUGAUAAGUAAGAAAAUAAGUAAUGCCUCUGAUAACAUUUGUUUUUUUAGAUUUUGCGACUCUUUAGUAUCCACCUUUAAAGGAAUGUUCUUUCUUUUAAUCUUUACUGCAGUAUCUUGUUUGAGUCUCAGUCUUUAUGGAGUUGUAUCGCAUGUAGAUAAUAUCCCAGAACUUUGGCUACACUUUACAGGUGUAAUAGCACUUUUUAUAUCCAUGUUCCUAGCACACUAUGCGGCACAAGACAUCAUCGAUCAUAAUGACAACGUAUUUAUAACUGUGUAUAAUGUCAAUUGGUAUAUGGCUCCCUUACAUAUACAGAAAAUGAUACUGUUCCUGCUGCAAAGAGGCACUAAAACUUUCAAUAUGACUAUCGGUGGCUUGUUUAUAGGAUCUUUGGAAAGCGCUGCCACGAUGGCAAGCGCCUCGGUAUCUUAUUUCACUGUCCUAUAUUCUAUGCGCCAGUGAUAUAGAAAUAUAUCAUCUAAUAGUGGAAAAAUAUUAGUGAAAAAAUUA